This is a messenger RNA of Homarus americanus (American lobster), 777 nucleotides long. Its product is annotated as innexin shaking-B-like. The record is from RefSeq and is a predicted model, not a curated record. Gene Ontology annotation, molecular function: gap junction channel activity. Lineage: Eukaryota; Metazoa; Arthropoda; Malacostraca; Decapoda; Nephropidae. Gene Ontology annotation, cellular component: gap junction; plasma membrane.
UAUAAAAUGGUGCUUGAUCUCCGUAGUAGUGUAUGAGAAGUGUAGAUUAUACAAAGCGGUCAUGGCUUUCUGCUAGUUCUCUUAUCAUUACAUUAGCGUCUUUAAAAUCAAAAACUUAAUAUUUUAAGAGUUUUUAAUUACAAUUGGAAUUAAAUUUUAUUAGUCCCAAUUAAAUGGCUUUCUCUUAUCGACAACGAGAACGCCUGGUCACACGUUGUCACAGAUGACGUGCUUUUCUGGGACAAAAAAACUUUCUUCAGUUAAUGUGGAAGCUAAGACUGAGCUUCGUGUAGGGCACUCGCUGAGGAGGUCCCCAGCACCAGGUGUGGAGCAGUAAAGCCAACUGCUCACUUACAAAAUUCAGUGAAUGAAAAUUAAUCUGGUUAGUGCUGCUUCAACAAAACCGGCAAGAUGUUGGAUAUCUUCCGCGGCCUCAAGAACUUCAUCAAAGUCUCCCAUGUCCACAUUGACUCCUCGGUGUUCCGUCUCCACUACUCCAUAACCGUGAUGAUUCUCUUGGCCUUCAGCCUCAUAGUCACGACACGUCAGUACGUCGGUAACCCCAUCGACUGUAUUCACGCCAAGGAGAUCCCGGAGGACGUGAUCAACACCUACUGUUGGAUCCACUCCACCUAUCCCUCGGCCUACAACAAGAGACUGGGUAUUGACGUGGCUCACCCAGGGAUAGAGAAAUCCCAGGAUGAGGAGGAGAAACGCUACGUCAAGUACUACCAGUGGGUGUGCUUCUGCCUCUUCUUCCAGGUGAGUUGCUCUUAA